Molecule: messenger RNA, 876 nt
Organism: Calypte anna (Anna's hummingbird)
Lineage: Eukaryota; Metazoa; Chordata; Aves; Apodiformes; Trochilidae
Product: latexin
Exons: 6
Coding region: 16-678 (220 amino acids)
Molecular function (GO): metalloendopeptidase inhibitor activity
Source: RefSeq, a predicted model, not a curated record
GCGCUUCCCGCCGCCAUGGAGCUGCCCCUCAGCCACUUCCCCGCCCGUCGCGCCGCAGCGCUGGCUGCCGCCUACAUCUGCUACAGGACCGGGGGUCCCGGCCAUGGGCUGCGGCUGAGGGACCUGAGAGCGGCCCGGAGAGAGGACCUGGAUGAUGUUGGCCAUAAGUACAGUCUAGAGCUGGUGCUGGAAGACAUCCUGGACAGAGACACUACUGUUAACUGCACUGCUGAGGUUCUUUAUCACCUGGGCAACAAAAACCUUGCUCCAGCUGUGCAAUUCACACUUGAAGGAGAUCUUAAGAACACAGACGAAGCAGAUAACACGUUCUACAACCAAAUCAGGAGCCUGGAAAAAGAACUUGUGGCAGAAAACAUACCAGACAGCCACGGCAACAUGCCCCCAGCACUGGAGCCCAUCCACCUGCUAGGCUGGGUUGCCUCUGGCUACGUGAUCUGGCAGAACUCAACAGAAAACACCCACUUCCAUCCUGCCCAAAUCAAACAUGUGAAGCAAGUGAAAAGAAGUGAUGAAUAUCUUGAAUUUGACUACAUGAUUCUACUUCAUGAAAUGGUGUCCCAGGAGAUCAUUCCCUGGCAAAUGACAGUUCUCUGGCACCCCCAGCAUGGUGUUCAGGUGACAGGGGACAGCCAGCAGCCCACACACCAACCUGAAUAACUGAGCACCUCAGACUGAACUUCUCUACAUUCUGCUUUGAGCUGAUAACCCAAAAAGCACUUCUUUUGGCUCCAUACUCAAAUUCUGCAUCAAAAUACAUUUUAAAAGCCUCUUGUUGCCAGGAAGCAAGAAUACUCACGGCACAGGGGCAGAGAUGUUCUCCCUGAAGGCAACUUUUGGCUUUCCCAUGGUGCAAGG